Rana temporaria (common frog) is the source of this 2124-nucleotide messenger RNA. It is a transcript of the gene APEH, whose product is annotated as acylaminoacyl-peptide hydrolase. Gene Ontology annotation, biological process: proteolysis. NCBI's taxonomy places the organism in Eukaryota, Metazoa, Chordata, Amphibia, Anura, Ranidae. The record is from RefSeq and is a predicted model, not a curated record. Gene Ontology annotation, molecular function: serine-type endopeptidase activity.
AAUGGGCGCAGAGGGAUCUGGAUCGCAGUGAGCAGGUGAAGUUUUGCCGCCAGUAUAUCAUCUUCCAUGAUAACAAUGCGGUGGUGUACGCCGGGGCGUGCGGCAAUGGCAGUGAGAUUAAAGGAGAACUGCUCAGCAGCGAGUCCCCAUCCGGAGCCUUGAAAGCCGUUCUACGAGAGACGAAGAAUAAGAAAGGGGAGGACACCCAGUUCCUGGAGGUCUGGGACAAGAACCGCAAGGGGAAGAGCAUCAACCUGACAGCACUGGACAAACACGGGAAGGUGUACGAAGAUGAGCAGUUCGGCUGUCUGUCCUGGUCGCACUCCGAGUCUCAUUUGCUGUACAUCGCUGAGAAGAAGAGACCCAAGACCAAGUCGUUCUUCGAAGCCUCAGCCGGGGACCUUCCCGCCUCUACAGAUGAAGAUGAUGAUGGCGCUGGUAAAGUGGUCAAGGGUGAUCAGUUUGUGCUGCAUGAAGAUUGGGGCGAGGGCCUAGUGAAUAAGAGCACCCCAGUGCUGUGUGUGCUGGACAUCGAGAGCUGUAAUAUCUCUGUCUUGGAGGGGAUCCCAGAGCAUGUGUCACCCGGACAGGCCUUCUGGUCCCCGGAUGACACCGGUGUUGUGUUUGUUGGGUGGUGGCACAGUCCCUUCAGAGUGGGUCUAAAAUACUGUGCCAACCGGAGAUCAGCUCUGUUCUUCGUGGACCUGACCGGAGGAAAAUGUGAGACUCUCUCUGUGGAUGACUCGGCUGUCUUCUCUCCGCGGCUCAGCCCAGACAAGUGUCGUAUUGUGUAUCUGAAGUGUGACGUGUUCGGCCCUCAUCUCCAGUGCUGCCAGCUGCUCAUGUAUGAUUGGUACACGAAGGUGACGUCUGUGGUGGUGGACGUUGUGCCCAGAUCCAGUGAUGGAAAGUUUGAGGGACUUUACACCUGGCUGCUGGCUCCGUUCUGCUGGUCAGCGGACAGUCGGAGGGUCAUUGUGGAUACAAUGCUGCGCAGUCAGCAGAAUCUGUAUGUCGUGGAUACGAUGGCCAAAAGCGUGACUCUCCUCCAGUCUAAAGACUCCUCGCCCGGAAGCUGGAAGCUGAUGGCGAUUGAUCGCGAUCUGUUGGUUGUCAGGUUUUCCUCUCCAAGCUGUCCUCCAACUGUGAAAGUGGGAUUUCUUCCGGCGGCCGGAAGGGAGGAGGAGAUUAGCUGGGUGUCCUUGGAGGAGGAGAAGCCUUUAGCGGAUAUAAACUGGAGCUACAAGAGCCACAAACCACCUCCGGAGCAGGAGAACUCGCAAUACCCCGGUCUUGAAUACGAGUCGAUCUUCAUGAGACCUCAGAACGUUCCUGCGGAGAGUCGGAUCCCCCUAGUGGUUUUUCCUCACGGCGGGCCGCACUCUGUGUUUGUCAGCGAGUGGAUGCUGUUCCCGGUUGUGCUGUGUAAGAUGGGCUUCGCUGUUCAGUUAGUGAAUUAUCGGGGAUCGCUGGGCUUCGGGCAGGACAAUUUGAUGUCUCUGCCAGGGAAAGUCGGUGAUCAGGAUGUGAAGGAUGUUCAGACUGCGGUGCUGCAGGUUCUGCAAGAGGAGCCAAUAGAUCCACAGAAAGUUUCAUUAUGUGGCGGAUCACAUGGAGGAUUCCUCUCCUGUCACCUGAUUGGUCAGUACCCCGAUUUCUACAAAGCAUGUAUCGUCCGCAAUCCUGUGACCAACAUCCCAACAAUGACUGGAUCAACAGACAUCCCGGACUGGUGUCAUGUGGAAUCCGGCUUCACGUACUCCUACCAGACCCUUCCCACGGGGGCCCAUCUGGAGGAAAUGUUAAAGAAAUCCCCCAUCAUAUACAUUUCUAAGGUGAAGACUCCGGUGCUUCUGAUGCUGGGAGAGGAUGACCGGCGGGUCCCAAACACUCAGGGUCUGGAGUAUUACAAAGCACUGAGGGCUCACGGUGUCACCGCACGGUUACUCUGGUAUCCUGGCAACAACCACGCCUUGGCCAAAGUGGACGCCGAAUCUGACAGUUUUAUGAACAUCGCACUAUGGAUCCUCAAACACCUGGACCAAUAAUACCGCGGCUUUAAAGGACGGCUCCACAUAAAACUGAUAUUUCACUCCCCCAUUUAUUGAUUCUCCUCCCCAUGGC